Molecule: messenger RNA, 1897 nt
Organism: Orycteropus afer afer
Lineage: Eukaryota; Metazoa; Chordata; Mammalia; Tubulidentata; Orycteropodidae
Gene: BARHL1
Product: BarH like homeobox 1
Biological process (GO): regulation of transcription by RNA polymerase II
Cellular component (GO): nucleus
Molecular function (GO): DNA-binding transcription factor activity, RNA polymerase II-specific; RNA polymerase II transcription regulatory region sequence-specific DNA binding
Source: RefSeq, a predicted model, not a curated record
CUCUUGGAUCUAAUGCGCAGAGAAGGUUGGCCCAGAGCUCCCCGGCUCCCCCAAGGCUGAACUCCGUCCAAGGUGCCCGCAGGCUCCCUGCCCGCCUUCCCCAUGCCAGCCCGCAGCUAGGGGCAGGGGCAGCGUCGGCUGGGGUUGGGGGUGGGUGGGGAGCUUUUGGGGAGGACAGGUCGCAGCUUGGCUAUGGAAGGCUCCAAUGGCUUUGGGAUCGACUCCAUUCUCUCCCACCGCGCGGGCAGCCCCGCCCUUCCCAAGGGGGACCCCUUGCUCGGGGACUGCCGCUCGCCCCUGGAGCUGAGUCUGCGCUCGGAGAGCAGCAGCGACUGCUCUUCACCAGCCUCACCAGGAAGGGACUGUCUGGAGACGGGUGCCCCGCGACCUGGAGGGGCAUCGGGCCCAGGUUUGGACUCCCACCUGCAGCCUGGGCAGCUCUCCGCCCCGGCCCAGUCGCGCACCGUCACCUCCUCCUUUCUGAUCAGGGACAUCCUUGCCGACUGCAAACCACUCGCGGCCUGUGCACCCUACUCUAGCAGUGGGCAGCCGGCUGCCCCAGAGUCUGGGGACCGCCUUGCAGCCAAGCCUGCGGAGGACUUUAGAGACAAGCUGGAGAAAAGUGGCAGCAAUGCUUCGUCGGACUCUGAGUAUAAAGUGAAGGAGGAGGGCGACCGCGAGAUCUCCAGCUCGCGGGAUAGCCCCCCAGUGCGCCUGAAAAAGCCGCGCAAGGCUCGCACGGCCUUCACCGACCACCAGCUAGCACAGCUGGAGCGCAGCUUCGAGCGGCAGAAGUACCUGAGCGUGCAGGACCGCAUGGAGCUCGCCGCCUCGCUCAACCUCACCGACACGCAGGUCAAGACCUGGUACCAGAACCGCAGGACUAAAUGGAAGCGACAGACGGCCGUCGGGUUGGAACUGCUGGCAGAGGCGGGCAAUUACUCAGCGCUCCAGCGGAUGUUCCCGUCGCCUUAUUUCUACCCGCAGAGUCUAGUUUCCAAUCUGGACCCCGGCGCCGCGCUCUACCUGUACCGCGGCCCCAGCGCACCGCCGCCCGCCCUCCAGAGACCUCUGGUGCCCCGCAUUCUCAUCCACGGACUCCAGGGCGCCAGCGAGCCGCCCCCGCCGCUGCCCCCGCUGGCUGGCGUCCUCCCGCGCGCUGCGCAGCCUCGGUGAGGCGCCCGCCCGAGGCCCGGCCCGGCUAGCCCCGGCAUCCCGGGUGCCCCUCCCCGGAUCUCCGCGCUCGCCCCUUCGGCCCGCCCCCGGGAGGGCGCAGGUUUCAACUCUUCUUCUCCGGGAGGGAGGCUCCUGUCUGGCCCUCGUCGGUGUCCCAGCCCACUGUCCCCCCAGAAGGGCCAAAUGCCAAGUCUACUGAGGCCCAGACCCCGGGCUGAGUCUUCCCUCCCCGGCGUCCCGGCCGCUCCAUCAGGGAGCCACCUCCACCCGCGGAUGUACAUAUUCGUCUCUGCCCCCUCCCCGCCGGCUCCCCAGGCGCCCCUUUCCUCCUUGGGGCAGGUGGGGAGAACCCCCCCGCCUCGCUCUCUCCCCCUGCCCUUCCACGCCCCAGCCGUACACCAACCCCUCUCUCCGCACCCCUGGUAGAGGGAGCGGAAGGGGCGAGCGGGACCACGCCCUCCCCCCAGCACCCGGGCCGGCGGCUGAGCUGUACAUACUGUGUGCAAAGUGUAUAUGAAGUUAUUUAUUCGUGACCGUGUCCGUGAAUCAGUGAGUCUGUGGCCUGUGCCCUCUCCCUCCCGGGCGGGGCAGGAAGGGGUCAAAGGGGCUUGCUUACCCACCUCCAGCCUCACCUCCAGCCCCGGCCCGGGGUCACCCAGGCCCCUCGGGUUCUCUUUCUUUCUCUUUUUUUAAAUGUCGAAAUAAACUUCUUACAAAUGAC